UCUCACAGUCGCCUCGACCGCCGCCACGGACGCACGCAUUCUCUCCCGACAUUCCGCGCGACCGUGCCACAGAGUAGUUGUGUACGCAGAGCUGACAGUGACUUGACGUGAAGUGUAGUAUAAGUGAUCGUGAAAGUUUAUCUCCAAAUGGUGGUGCUUGAAGACGGGGCAAUGAUGACUACCAACCCUAAUCAAUAUCUCCAGCCAGAUUAUUUAACACCACUUCCCUCUUCUUUGGACUCCAAGAAAAGUCCGCUCGCGCUUUUAGCGCAAACUUGCAGUCAGAUCGGCGCGGACACUUUAGCGUCUAAACCGCUGCUGCCACCGCUCGACAAAAAGAAAUCAGUGAACAGUGUUAACAGUGAUUCUAUCAGUCGUUCGUCACCUAGUGCUAGUAAACCGGAUAAACCGCGUUCUUCGCCGGAAAGCAAACAUUUAGCUUUCAAACCAUACGAAGUUAAUGUUGUUACUAAGAAACCUGAAGAAAACCGGCCAUCAUCGAAAGCAAGUUCCGAUAGUUCUGAUGAUAAAAAAUCUGGGAAAAGUACUCCCGGACGAAAAUCUACGCCGCCUACUACAGAAAAUGGCAAAAGCAGCCCAUCCAGUGACCGCAAAUCUUCACCGGCUGGAUCUUCAGGCACGAGCCCGAUAAUUCGAUCGGGGUUGGAAGUGUUAGGGCAUGGAAAAGAUCAUCUAGGCGCUUUCAAAAAUUUACCCGGCCUACCUGGAUUCAACCCACUCGUCGGAUUGUGUUGUCCUCCUGGAAUGGAACAGCAUGCGAACCCAGCCUUCCGUCCGCCGUAUGCAGGAGCCCCAUUGAGCGCCCAUCACGCCGCAAUGUUAGCAGCAGCCGCCGGGUUCCCAGGAUCCACAAACCCUUACCUCGGUUACGCUAGAGUCAAAACACCUGCCGGCGGAGAAACUCUAAUUCCAGUUUGCAAAGACCCUUACUGCACUGGUUGCCAAUUCUCCGUCAACAAUCAUCACCUACUCAUGAGCAACGGCGCAUGCCCCGCCGGCUGCACGCAGUGUGAACAUCAAAAGUACAACUUAGCGAUGGCCAUGGCGCUCUCACAGCAAGGGGCCGGAAGCCUGCCGUACGCGCAAAUGAGCCGCCCCUAUAUUUGUAAUUGGAUUGUUGGUGAAUCCUAUUGCGGAAAACGUUUUGGGAACUCUGAGGAGCUUUUGCAACAUUUGAGAAGUCACACAACGGACGGAUCCACUCCUUCCUCGACGUCUUCACAGCCAUCGCUAUUAAAUCCGCUGAAUCCUUUGUUUACGACAGCUGGGCUUCGCGGAGCGUAUCCGACGGCACCGUUGAGCCCGCUUUCGGCGAGCCGCUACCAUCCUUAUUCCAAAGCUCUACCUGCAAGUCUGGGCUCGUCUCCUUAUGGUGCCUUCAAUCCGGCACUGGGGCCUUUCUACUCGCCUUACGCCAUGUACGGCCAGAGGCUCGGAGCAGCUGCAGUGCACCAAUAAACUAGUGUAGUGAGGAUUAAUGACUGACAUAUGAAAUGUUUGUAUUGUCCAAUUUUCUUCUGUGAUAUCAAUAGACUAUAUUUUGAUGUUGUAAGGCGUCACGCGCCAUGACAAAUUUAGUGAAUAGUGCAAUCUUAAAUAGGUAAAGAUAAUAUAAGUUGAUUUGCCGACGAAAGUUUGUUUAAACGCGGGUGCAGAAUGGAUAUGAAGACUAUGUACAGCCAAAUGAUUUGUGUAAAUAUUAUUCUAUGUUAAAAAUUCAAUGAAAAAGUUUCAAAUACAGUAUCUUUAUGCGAAUUA
Messenger RNA from Maniola jurtina (meadow brown), 1779 nucleotides. It is a transcript of the gene noc, whose product is annotated as zinc finger protein Noc. Gene Ontology annotation, biological process: negative regulation of DNA-templated transcription. Gene Ontology annotation, cellular component: nucleus. The record is from RefSeq and is a predicted model, not a curated record. The transcript has 2 exons. Bases 148 to 1479 code for a protein of 443 amino acids. Lineage: Eukaryota; Metazoa; Arthropoda; Insecta; Lepidoptera; Nymphalidae.